AUCCUAGAGGAUUCUGAAUGGAAAAGGACUAGUGGUAUAUAUCAAUGUUUCUCUGUAGUUGUCAAAAGGUAACCGACAUAGCACCUUUUCCAACCAUAAUAACAGAGUUAGUUAGAAAUAUAACUGCUAUAGUUACAGUUACCAUUGCCAUACAGAGUAAUAAAAUAAUAGAAAACAGAAAGUGAUGAAGCUAGCAUGAACUUUCCACGUGGGGGCAUGAGGAUGAUGUUGGAGUGAUUUGGCUAUUUCCUUUUCCACAAAACAUUCAAGUAUUUUUUUCCCUUACCACAUGAUGCCUCAGAUAUUGAUUGUUCUAUUUCCUUUUCCUAAGCACUAUUUACAUAUGCUGUUAUGGAACAUAAAAUCAUAAUCUUUUUUCUUGAAUGCAUGUACUGCAUAUUUAUUUACUCAUUUAGCUUGUAAUUCUGUUUGAUGUAAGCAAAUGAAAACUUCUCUCCUCUCUACUUUAUCUAACACAGGAGAAAAUUAGAGAGGUCUAGCAUCAGAAAGGUUUAAUUCCAGCUCAGAAAACUUUAAUAACUCCCUUUUAAUUAGCAUUUGUAAAUUAAAUAAACACGAAUUACCUUUUAUUACAUAACUAAACAUGCAAUCUUCAACUUUUGAAUUACUUUUUUUUUUCUCUUUAGUCUUCAUGAUGAUCCCUAGCUGACUCAUCAUGCAACAAGUCACAUUGUUUCCUUUUUACCAUGUAUAUAUAUACCCUUUAAUUCAAGGAUUGAUCAACCAAAAUUUGAAGUGCUCUUCAAUACUUUUUUCACAAGCUAGUCAUUGCACAAAGAGAAAAACUUCUUGAACAUAAACAAAAAUGAAGACUUCAUUUCUUCAUGAACUACUUGAUGGAAUUUCUAUCAGCUCAACUUAUCCAGUUGGGAAGUCUUCUAAGAGAUAUUUGCCUGAUUCUUCUGGCAAAUAUUGCAAGUCUAUCACAAAAUCAAAGCAAGGUAAAUUAAAUUCAGUUCUAACUAAGAUGAACAUGUUUGGGAGAAAGGGUGAUGGUUCUGCCCAUGGAGUUAGAGAGCAUGUGAGAUUGGGACCAAAGAUAGCAGAUACAGUAAAAGGAAAGUUGAGAUUGGGAGCAAGAAUUCUUCAGGUUGGAGGAGUAGAGAAAGUGUUUAGGCAACUUUUUAGUGUUAAAGAUGAAGAGAAGCUGUUGAAAGCAUCACUGUGCUCCUUAUCAACCACAUCAGGUCCUAUAGCUGGCCUCCUCUUCAUAUCAACUCACAAAGUUGCUUUUUGUAGUGAAAGAUCCAUCAAAAUUUCUUCCCCAAAUGGAGAAUUGAAUAGAGUCCACUAUAAGGUCUCAAUUCCUCGUGAAAAGAUACAGCAUGUCAACCAAAGUCAAAGUGUGAAGAAACCUUCAGAGAAGUACAUAGAAAUAGUCACUGUAGACGGUUUCGACUUCUGGUUUAUGAGUUUCUUUAAUUACAAGAAAGCUUUAAGAUAUCUCCAACAGGCUACCUCUCUAGCUCAGAGGGAAAAACUGUAGAAGUGAAAUGAAUUUGUUAAUCCCUUCUGCUUCAUCAAUCAUUCAUUGAAGUUGCAGAGGUUCCAGAAGUGUACAAAUAUUUUACAUCAUUUUGUUAUUAAAAAAGUUAGUUGUUUCUUAAACUUUUGGUUUCAUGAUUUAACAGACAAAGUUGUUACCUCAAGUUUAUAACUCAAUCUUCACUACAUUAAACAUGAGGCACAUUUCUGUGAAAAUCUUCAAGGACAUUCAAUAUCAGAUGACAUAAACUAAUGCGACUAUGAUUCAUUUAAUCAAAUAUGGACUUUUGUUGGUCU
This is a messenger RNA of Cicer arietinum (chickpea), 1803 nucleotides long. Its product is annotated as putative GEM-like protein 8. NCBI's taxonomy places the organism in Eukaryota, Viridiplantae, Streptophyta, Magnoliopsida, Fabales, Fabaceae. The record is from RefSeq and is a predicted model, not a curated record.